AAGAGUGCUCACCCAACACUCCGCUGGCAGCGCUGUCGAGUGUUCCUCCGUGGCCCAUUUUAAGACUCUGUUUCUUCCUCUUCCUCGGGUUCGCGUUCUUCACGCCAGCUUCUAUAAGAGAAAUAGAGCAUCAGCGCGUUUGCCUUCACAAACAAGUCAUGUGAUUACUCUGUUACCCCGCGUUACCCUUCAGCAAAACUUCUUUGAGAUUAUUCAAGACAUCUGCAGAGGUCGGUCCCUGCUUCUUAUAGAUUGCAAACAGUCCAUGCAGGGACUGCAGUUUGGAUAGUGAACUGGAAGCCGAUAAACCACUGAGCGUACGAGACUACAUUGACCAGAAUGCUUCACAGUGAACUACACUUCCUGGUUACGCUUGGCUUACUUUUGUUGUCAACUGUGUUUGGUGCAAGAGUAAUAACUGUCUGAACAUACUGUAGACUCUGUAAGGGGGUGCUGGAGCCUAUCUCAGCUGCAUUCGGGCGGAAGGCGGGGUACACCCUGGACAAGUCGCCACCUCAUCGUAGAUAAAGGUCGCGGGGGUGCUGGAGCCUAUCUCAGCUGCAUUCGGGCGGAAGGCGGGGUACACCCUGGACAAGUCGCCACCUCAUCGCAGAUAAAUGUUUGGGUUUGGAUGAAGAUGUGUCCUGUGUCUCAUGUGAAGAAGAAAAGAUAAGACAAGUGUGUCAAAAUGGAGGCUUUCAGGCAGACAUACUUACGCCUGUGUAAAGAAGGAGCUUUGGAGCCCCAGGAAAGCGUCAUGGUCAGGUUGCAGGAGUGCCGGGCUUCCCGCUUGGAUUUAAGCGGACUGAGUCUGUCUAAGGAUACCUGCACGAUGCUUGCCCGGGCCUUCCAAAAAGAUACUUUCUUUUCUGAUGUGUCUCUCAGUGACUGCAUGCUCAGUGAGGAAGGAGCCAUCAUUUUCCUGACUGACCUUAUUCACAAUACAACUGUUAAAGCCCUGGAUCUAAAGGGAAAUAACCUGAAAUCAGCUGGGGCAGAGGUGUUGGGAAAAUUGUUGACACGCAAUAAGACUCUUAUUAGGUUAGUACUGGACUGGAAUGCACUUGGAGUGUGGGACAAAGCCUUCACUAUUUUUUGUGAAGGUCUGGGCUCCAACGGUGCACUGACACAUCUUGACCUGUGUAACAAUCAGAUCAACCAUCAAGGAACGUUGGAGCUUGCUGAGGCACUCAAACGCAACAGCACGCUGAAGGUGCUAGAUCUGAGAUGGAACAAUAUUGGUCUUCUGGGAGGCAGGUACCUUUUAGCUGCUCUGCAGAACAACCACAGUAUAGAGCAAUUGGAGCUGGCAGGAAACAACAUACCCAGUGAUACACUCAAGGCACUCGAGCAGAUUGUAGGACGCAACACAGACCGAAGAUCCGCCUUGAUAGAGAGUCACAGCAGAACCCAGGUCCUCAGCAAGGAGAUUCAGAGCCUGAAACAGGAGAAAGGACAACAGUUCCAAAACUUGAUGGUCACCAUUGACAAGCAGAGAGAAGAGAUGGGACGAUCAAGCAGGUCCACCAACAUACAGAUCAGACAACUGCAGGAAGCUCUAAACGGGAGGAAGUCUGCUGUAAAUGCUCUCACUACCAGAUUGCAGAUGAUGGAGGCUGCCCUUGCACUCUCUGAGCAGAAAAAUCACAACCUGGCCGAGUUGAUCGCAAAACUGAAGGUUGAGAAAGAGCAACAGCUGGAUGUGCGGAACAAAGAGAAGAAAAAAGAACAAGAGGAACGCCUUUCCAGAGACGACAAGCUUCUAAGAGACAUUAAAAAUCUGACGGAAACUAACAUCCAACUGAAAAACAACAUCGAGGAGGUGGAGCGCAGGUGCAAGUCUCAGCAGCAGCAAGUUUUUGAGCUGAAGCAAGAACUGACCAACAGUACAGCUGAGUUCAAGCUCAAGCUAGCACAGGCAGAAGACCGCCUGGAAAUAGAGAAGCGAAUGUCCAAGCAAGCCCUUGAGGACCUAGAUAAUCGACGACAAAGAGAGGUUGAGACUGUGAAUCGGCAUCGAGGGGAAAAUGAGAAAGCACUUCAGGAACGCAUCCUCAAACUGGAAGGACAACGAAUUCAGCUAGAAGAGGAUCUGAGUAAGACUAAAGCGGCGUGUGUGGCAGAGAGAUCCCUGGCAGAGGAGCAACUGGGGAAUGUCCGCGCACAAGUGCGCCAGGAAGAGCAGGCACAUGUAUCAUCGUUGGAGGAGAAGCUUCGCUCGGUGCGCUCCUCCCUACAGGAGAUCCAACUGCAGUCUUCCCAGCAAAAACAGAUCAUCUCUGAGCAGCAGGCUAAAAACAGACAGCAGAUCACUGACACAGACAGCCUCCGCCGCAGGAUCGAGGAGCUCCAGCAGGAGCUGUCAGGAAAGGACCAGGAGAAGUUAGCUGAGGUGAGUCGAGUGAGGGUGGAGCUGCAGGAGCAGAUUGGACACUUGGAGGUGGAAAGAAUUGCACAAGGAGGGCUUAAAGAGAAGAUUGGUGCUCUAGAGAGAGAAAUCAAAGUACUGACUAGCAACCAUAGAGAAGCGCUCCUGGACAAAGAGAGCGAGGCGUCGUCUUUGCUGGAAAAGCUGCGGCUGAAAGAGGUAGAGAUCCAAAGGAUGAGGGACGAUGAAGCCCAAAGAGCGACGUGCCUGCAGAACGCCAUCCUCACCUACGUCAGAGGUUCUCCUCUGGGACAGUACGGCAGCCCUAAGACAUGAUCCCAUGAAGCUGAACAUUUCUACUUUUUUAUUGAUUUAUUCUUGUUGCUGGAUGAAACUAUAGUAGUUUGUGUCUGUUGUACAAAAAAUAAAUGACUGAACUCCAUAAAAUGGUAAUUUAU
Molecule: messenger RNA, 2826 nt
Organism: Entelurus aequoreus (snake pipefish)
Lineage: Eukaryota; Metazoa; Chordata; Actinopteri; Syngnathiformes; Syngnathidae
Gene: lrrc45
Product: leucine rich repeat containing 45
Exons: 21
Coding region: 689-2704 (671 amino acids)
Cellular component (GO): centrosome
Molecular function (GO): protein binding
Source: RefSeq, a predicted model, not a curated record